Molecule: messenger RNA, 1113 nt
Organism: Angiostrongylus costaricensis
Lineage: Eukaryota; Metazoa; Nematoda; Chromadorea; Rhabditida; Metastrongylidae
Source: the annotation of a GenBank genome assembly
AUGUUUCCAGCCGCUGCAUCUUCUCUUCUCAAUGAAACGAAAAGGAAGUUCGAAACAGGGUCGUCACAGGACGAAUCCCUGAAGUCCAAUGAUAUUUCUAGCACUUACAACUCCACGGAUUCUUCUACGGGGACUCAGAUCUGCUCGGAGCCAACUCCUCGCGUUUCAUUCGAAGAUGGGACAGAAGAAGAAUUGUCACAGGAGAACAGUGAUCAAACGAGAAGAGACAUCGAGGAGACGUUCCGAAGCGCCGAAAUUAAUCUUCAAAACCUCACUAUGCUUCGAGAACGCCUUGAAGAAAUGCAAAAUCGUGGCGAAGAUCUGUCAGAAGAAGAUGCAAAUCUGAUUUCUCAACUCGAAAGAGGAAACGAAGUGAAUGAAAAGAAUAAAGACGACGAACAUAAGGUCGGAAAGACACUGCAAUACCAAGAGCUGCUAACAGACUCUGAUCGUCUGAAGAACAUCGAGCGGAUGCUCCUUCAUCAAACUUCUUUGCUCAGCGAAUUGCUUCGAUUGAACCAGCCGUCGAUCAGUCGUGAUGCUGUCACUGUCGCAGUACACCCAGCUGUACUGCUCAACGUAUUUAUGUCAACUGCCCCCGCACUUCUAAGAGUGAUGUCAUCGUGCUUGCUUCAACUUGCCGAUGGUGUUCCAGUUUCACACCAACUGCAACGAAUACUUAGCGUCAUUUGUGAGAUUCCGCAGCGUCAGAAGAAUGCUGACGUCGACGGUGUAUCUGUUGCUGGUCUAGCAAGCGGAAUUAGCGACUUCCAUCUGAAGGAGACCAUCACAAAAACCGUAUUCGCGGUUAACUCGAUCUUGGAGGAUUGCUUGGAACUGGACGAAGAAACGGCAGAAAGACUGCGUGAUGUGGUAGUGUCGAAUGUUGCUGCGCUAUUCUCAAACGUGCCACGGUCGAUGCUUGAUGCUCAGCUCGGUUCACUUGUUGCCGAUGUGGUGUUCAUCUACAUCCAUAAGAAAACUGCCGACAUCGUCGACGUCUUAUCCGCUGACAUCGUUCGUGUUCUCUCCACAGAACUAGACUUCUAUCAUCUCAUCAACUCUCUUAAUUAUAUUCCUGAUCCGUGCCCCAUAGAAAACGACGAGCAUUAA